Molecule: messenger RNA, 2140 nt
Organism: Gamsiella multidivaricata
Lineage: Eukaryota; Fungi; Mortierellomycota; Mortierellomycetes; Mortierellales; Mortierellaceae
Exons: 1
Coding region: 193-1932 (579 amino acids)
Source: RefSeq, a predicted model, not a curated record
CCAUCUCGGUCAACCAUCCCCUACAAUGCGUCCUACUACCGGAGGCCGCCAUCCUUCACUCACCAAUAGCCUAAGAGAGCCCGAGGUUCGGGACUCAACUUUGGUAUGAAGAAUUCUCAUCACCCCUGUUUAAAAGAACGCGCGAUUAUUUUCCUAACAUGUGAACCUAUUGUGGGCCCUUUUCGUCAAUAGAUGCGAGAUUCAACACACCAGCCACACGAGCCUCGAUCGCAAUAUCCUUUCCCACGCCACCAACAGGAUGUGCGCAGGCCGGGCUUGCAACAGCGACACCAGGUCUACCCCAACGUUCAUUCACCAGAGCGCCCGUAUGCCCUCCAACAUGUCUCGGAAUCACCAAGAAGCUCUCAAGACCCACAGCACCAUCCAAGACCGCCUCCUCCACCAUCCUACUAUUCUGGAGGGUCUGGGACACAAGCAUAUCGUCCAAUGAAGCCUCACUUGAUGGGUAGGGAUCACAGCGAAGGCGAAGCAGCUCUAGGAGGAGCAACUGGAGUUUCUGAGAACUUCCGCAACCAUAGCGUGCCAGGAGUCGAUCAUAGAAAGGGUAGUCUACCGGGUCAGGAACCUGAUAAGAAUCAUCCUGGCGCAGGGGUUCACUCAGAGGGCCCUCCCUCGCAGAGUGGGAAUAGUACAUAUUCCGCAGGACCAUCCCAUCAGCCGCCGAGGACACACGGUUCCAUUGGAGAUGCCCCACGGGGCGCCAUGUCGCCAAGAGUACAGCAACCCUUGGAAUCCCCAGAAGAUGCGUCGUCAGUGAAUCCAACUCAUCGACACCCAGGCGACUUGAGUGAUGGAGACGAGCGUUACGCUGCUAAGCGUGGCAGCAUUGCUACUGAUAGUGCUCACUCCUCAAAUGCUACGCACCCUGGCCAAUCAUACGGGUCACCUCAGCGUCAUCACCCCCACCCACCAUAUCACGACUUCCAACGACCAGAUCGAUUGCACUCUAUGGGAGGAAACAAGGCGCAUAAGGAUUCGCCACAGUCGACUCCCUCACUGCCCUCUGGUAACAAGUAUAAUACCCUUCCCCCUCCAACAUCACAUGUUGGCGCGGCGCCCAUCCAGGCCAUGCCCUCGCCUGCAAUCCCUCCCCCAAUCUCUGCUGCUGCUGGCCCUGCAUUCACCUCGGCUACUCAACACCAUCAGCAACAGUCGUCAUUUUCGUUAACGGGCCAUCGACUCCCCGGAUCUCCGACCAGUCCACGUACUACAGAGGAAUUGGAGAACCGGCUGCAUUAUGUGGAGGAUGUGUGCAUGUCACUGAAGCAGCACACACAGAAACUGGAGCAGCUGCAAGCAUCACAGGAGCGAACGAUUCAAUGGAUGCGAGAGCGAAUCGAGCAAAUGACGGAUACUGCUCUAGCGCGUCGAGGUAUGUCUUUUGCUGAUGGAUCAUUACGCACUAUUCAUACGAACAAAAAACAACCUGUAUUGAUUAUGCUUCGCUCUGUUAAUAUUGGUAUAGACUCGGUUACGUCGCCACUGACGCCUCAGUCUGGGGUGAUGGUGAUGGCCAACAAGAGAAAAGCAGAGUCUAUCCCGGACGACACUCGGAACCGGGCGCGGUACGAGUCGUUUGGGAUCGAUGGCCUAGAUCAGCACCAUCAUCAUAUUCAUGGGCAUGGACAUGGUCACAGCGGUCCAACGGGGCCGGUGCCUGGAGGCCCUGGGUUUGAAGGCCCUACACGUGGAGGAUAUCACGAGCAGGGAUCUGCUCCGAGCGCAGAGGUCCAGCGUUACCAGCAACAACAGCAACACACACAUUAUCAGGACCAGCAUCGCCAGCAUACAAUGAUUCCGCAGAUGCACCACCAACAUCAACAGCAACACCAGCAGCAACAGGGCAAUCACGGGCCACAGCAUCGUGCUCAUCGUCCUGCUCCUGCAGCCCCAGGAAAACUUUACCUAUGAAUAUCUACUCUAAUCUUUUCGCGAUUCAUCAUUUCACAUAUCUUGCUUUUUCCGUUUCUUUGCUGUUUCGUUCAUUUGUUUGUUUGUUUGUUUGUUUGUUUAUUUGCAGCCUUUAGUGUAAUCCCAAUGUAAGAAAUACUAGCAUACCCACUAAUAUAUGAAAAGCUGAAAAGCUGGAAAGAUAAUAUCCCAGUUGUUGCGAGUACAG